Molecule: messenger RNA, 1584 nt
Organism: Ornithodoros turicata
Lineage: Eukaryota; Metazoa; Arthropoda; Arachnida; Ixodida; Argasidae
Gene: NitFhit
Product: deaminated glutathione amidase-like
Exons: 10
Coding region: 104-1507 (467 amino acids)
Biological process (GO): nucleobase-containing compound metabolic process
Molecular function (GO): hydrolase activity, acting on carbon-nitrogen (but not peptide) bonds, in linear amides; bis(5'-adenosyl)-triphosphatase activity
Source: RefSeq, a predicted model, not a curated record
ACAUGACGUCAUCUGUCACGUGUCCAUGUUAUUGCCCGGCGCGAGUUUGUGCAUUUGUACCUCAGUGGACUUCGUAUGACUCGGAUGAAGAAAUAUUUCGAUAAUGGUUCCUGUGCACGGUUUACUACGUCAAGCUAGGAUAGAUUGUUCACGUUCUUGGCAUUUUACAUUCUCGAAGAAGAUGCUGAGUUCAUCAACUGCUCGGAAACCUUUGGUUGCCGUCUGCCAAUUCACAGCGACAGCUGAUAAAGAUGCAAAUUUCAAAGUGUGCUCCGAGCUUAUAUCCGAAGCCAAACGGAGAGGAGCGCAGGUAGUAUUUUUACCAGAGGCCACAGACUUCUUAGCAGAGAGCAAAGUGCAAGCCCAGGAAAUGGCAGAGCCAUUGGACGGGCCUAUUUUGACGAAGUAUAAAAAUCUUGCGAAAGAACUGGGGAUUUGGAUAUCGAUAGGAAGCCUUCAUGUGAAGGCACCAGACGGUAGGAAGGUACAGAACACGCACGUUCUGCUAAACAAUAGCGGCAGCACGGUGAGCACUUACAGCAAGUGUCACUUGUUCGACGUUGACAUUCCUGGAUUUCGCGUCAAAGAAUCUGAAUACACAGCUCCGGGAAAGGAGCUGCCAAGCCCAGCAGCCACACCCGUUGGGAAGGUCGGACUUGGCAUUUGCUACGACGUUCGAUUUCCAGAGUUCUCUCUGAGCCUUACCAAAAUGGGCGCAGAUAUUCUUACAUAUCCAUCCGCUUUUACCGUGCCCACGGGCAUGGCUCAUUGGGAGUCCCUACUUCGUGCAAGAGCAAUCGAGAGCCAGUGCUAUGUGGUUGCUGCAGCACAAGUUGGCAAGCAUAACCCAAAAAGGGCUUCUUACGGGCAUGCCAUGGUGGUCGAUCCUUGGGGCUGCGUGACGGCUCAGUGUUCCGACACGGUGGGCAUCGUCACGGCAGAAAUCGACGCGACGGUGAUCGGAAAAGUUCGCCAGGGCAUCCCGGUCUGGAAUCAUCGACGACCCGACCUCUACGGGAACCUCUCGCCCUUGGCCGCGAGAUGUCAGCCCACGGGUAUAGAUGCGACACCGAAGUACCAGUUCGGACAAGUGGCCUUACGUUCCUCCUUCCUGUUCUGCAAGACGAGCUUAUCGAUGGCGUUUGUCAACAAGAUGCCCGUAGUGCCAGGACAUGUGCUGGUAUGUCCUCUCAGACCUGCACUGAGGCUACGGGACUUGUCAGGCGACGAGGUCGGAGACUUGUUUAGCUUAGUACAGAGAGUCCAGGCAGCCAUAGAGAAACAUUAUUGUAGUAGCUCGUCAACAGUCUCGAUACAGGACGGUCCUGAUGCAGGCCGCACGAUAGACCACCUUCAUGUGCACGUCGUUCCGAGGAGGCCCGGAGAUUUUGCGAAGAACGAUGACGUCUACAUGCAGCUGGAAAAGCACGACAAGGACCCAUCGAGGCCCAAAAGAACGGAUGAAGAAAUGGCAGCCGAAGCAAGACAACUUAGGGCUUAUUUUUGAUUAUUUGUAAUACGUCAAUCUUCCUCCUUCGAAAUAUGAAUUAAGAAUCUUUGGUUUUAUUAAAUCCACCACAUAUC